This is a messenger RNA of Aspergillus clavatus NRRL 1, 1716 nucleotides long. RefSeq names its product pyridoxal phosphate-dependent decarboxylase family protein. Gene Ontology annotation, molecular function: pyridoxal phosphate binding; carboxy-lyase activity. Bases 1 to 1716 code for a protein of 571 amino acids. Gene Ontology annotation, cellular component: cytoplasm. The transcript has 2 exons. NCBI's taxonomy places the organism in Eukaryota, Fungi, Ascomycota, Eurotiomycetes, Eurotiales, Aspergillaceae. Gene Ontology annotation, biological process: carboxylic acid metabolic process. The record is from RefSeq and is a predicted model, not a curated record.
AUGUCGGUCACGUCACCACAGAGUCGCGCGGAAGAAGUGCGGAGUCUUCUCGGCGCAGUCGAAGAUCUCCUCAUACCUUUCAUUCAAUCCGCGGAUGACAUUACUCUUGGUCAUGCGCAACUGCAGAACGGCGACGAUGGGACAAACGGCGUGAACGGACACAGCAAGAGCGGAACAUCUCUAGUUGACUACAAGAAACCGGAAGAGCUUCGGGACAUUUUGCAAUUAUCAUUGCCGGAAAAGGGCGCCAGACAAGACGGCCUGAUCGAGGUUCUUCGCAAAGUCCUGAAAUACUCCGUCAACACAUGGCAUCAAGGCUUCCUUGACAAAUUAUAUGCGUCAACGAACGCUCCCGGUGUAGCAUCCGAGCUCAUCUUGGCCGCUCUCAAUACGAAUGUGCAUGUGUACCAAGUCUCACCGGCUUUGACCGUGAUCGAAAAGUACACAGGACAGCAACUGGCUGCGUUAUUUGGUCUGACGGGACCACGGGCUGGUGGAAUCUCAGUACAAGGGGGUUCAGCGUCGAACACUACGUCGAUUGUGAUUGCGCGUAACAAUUUAUACCCGGAUACGAAGAAAAAUGGCAACGGCGAUUACAAAUUUGUGCUGUUUACUAGUGAUCACGGUCACUACAGUAUCGAGAAGGCGGCGCAAAUGCUGGGUUUAGGAAGUAGCUCAGUGUGGCCGGUCCCUGUGGACAAGCAAGGACGCAUGAUUCCGGCGGAGCUAGAGAAACUGGUUGAGAAAGCGCUCCAGGAGAAGAGGACUCCAUUUUAUGUCAACGGGACUGCGGGCACGACGGUAAUGGGCUCCUUUGACCCGUUUGACGAGAUCGCCGCCAUCUGCAAGAAAUACAACCUCUGGUUCCACGUGGACGGUUCAUGGGGUGGCUCAUUCGUUUUCUCCAAACGCCAGAAGCACAAGCUCGCCGGUGCAGAAAAAGCAAACAGCAUCGCCAUCAAUCCCCACAAAAUGCUCGGCGUCCCAGUGACAUGCUCCUUCCUCCUGGCGGCAGACCUCCGCCAAUUCCACCGAGCCAACACCCUCCCGGCGGGCUACCUGUUCCACAACGAAGACACCGAAUCACAGCCAGAUAGUGAUUCUAUUUCUGCGGAGAACGAGCUUGGCGUUGAUUCCCCGGAGGUCUGGGAUCUGGCAGACCUUACUUUGCAGUGCGGACGACGCGCGGAUUCGUUCAAGCUCUUCCUGGGCUGGACUUACUACGGCACGGAGGGCUAUGAGCAGCAGAUCGAUACGGCCUGCGAUCUCGCCGCGCACCUGGCCACGAUCGUAUCAAAAAAUUCCAACUUCAUUCUGGUCAGCGAGAACCCGCCGCCCUGUCUGCAGGUAUGCUUCUACUACGCUCCAGGUGGACAGCUCGUCCAUCCCCGUGGCAUUGUGUCAAACGAGACCGAGCGUGCAAAGGCCAAUAGCAAAGUCACGGAACAAGUGACCCACGCUUUAGUGCAAAGGGGCUUCAUGGUUGACUUUGCGCCUCCGAGCGGCGAUGAUAAUGCUGUCGGGAACGGCAAGUUCUUCCGCUGCGUGGUCAAUGUCCAGACGACGCGUGAAACGGUCGAAGGUCUCGUGCGUGCCAUCGAGGAGGUGGGCCCGGCUAUUGUUGAGAAACUCAAGGCCGAGGCUGCGUCUUCGGCACCUAAGAUCAAGCGGCGGCCUGGCGAGAGGGGCCAUGGGCCGGUUGUUCACCAUCCUUGA